This is a messenger RNA of Staurois parvus, 631 nucleotides long. The record is from the annotation of a GenBank genome assembly. NCBI's taxonomy places the organism in Eukaryota, Metazoa, Chordata, Amphibia, Anura, Ranidae.
AUGGCCCCAGCUACAAAAGAGACUCUUUCUGAGGUGAAUGAGAGGCUGGAUCAGCUUCUGCUCCAACUGAUGGAUGACUUGGAGGCCCUGAAGGAGAAAAGAGAAAACCUCAACAGCCUCAUAGAGAAGGGGUGGUUCUACCUCUCUCAGUCACGGUAUUCAAUGGGGAAUAAAUUUGUAUCUUCUCUGCAAUAUAAACAUGACAUGGUUCCAUCUGUCUGUGUUAAGGGCAGUACCUCAGAGGAGGGGUGCAACAGUGUUUCUUGUUGGGAAUAUUGAGUCGAAAAAGGGGGAGUCUGGGAAAAGAGAGGAAACUCAAGAGGUCGAGACAAUUGGAGCAUUGGAUCAAGUGCUGAGACACCGCGGCCACAAGUCAACUACAGAGACUCCUAAACACCCAAAGACUGAAGGAAAUGAGAAACAAAAGCCGCUACCUAGUCAUGACCCUUUGCACUGGUUUGGCAUUCUUGUUCCUCAGAGCUUGCGCCAAGCACAAAAUACUUUCCGCCAGGGUAUCCUUCUAACUGCUGAAGUUGCCUCUCUACAGAGCAGCAUCGAUGAGACCCGCAAACAGUACCGAGCAUUACUGACUGACAAACAUCAGCUACAGUCUCAGUCUGUCUGUGCAUAA